GUAUAUUUCUACUUUGGAGCUACAAAAUGGACACCCAAUUAGAAAGAUUGAUGCGUUUUUCAGUCGAAAAGACAAAGGAUUCCACUGAGCCAUUGGUGGUAUCAAAAGUGUUCACAGAAUACAGUAAUUACUACUAACCGUGAAAAUGAUGGAUCGUAUAACGUCUAUUAUGAUCGAUUUCACAAUCAUCUGGCACCGAAAAUGGCAAAACUUGAGGAAUACAGUAUCGUGGAGCGUGUUCGAGUGAUAUUUGGAUUCGCUGGAAAAGUUUCCAAUGAUUUUCUGAAGCAAAUUCGAAGAGAAGGAAUUGUUGAGCUCGAUAAGAAAAAACAAAUUUGUAAAUUUUCGUCGCAUGAUGGAAAGAUUCUUCUGAACAGCGACAUCCGCCAAGCUCUUCAAACCCUGCUCUCCGUAGUUUCCAACUAGAUCAAAUCGAUCAAUCGAUCUCUUCGUUUUAUAAUUAAUUCAAAUUUAAAUUUCCAGUUUUCUCUGCAUAUUUCUUUUCCUUUUUCUCUCUAUUUAUUCUUUUCUUUUGUUUUGAUCCCCCAAAUAAUGAUUUUUUGAUCCCCCAAAUAAUGAUUUUU
This is a messenger RNA of Caenorhabditis elegans, 584 nucleotides long. RefSeq names its product SPK domain-containing protein (gene T28A8.8). Lineage: Eukaryota; Metazoa; Nematoda; Chromadorea; Rhabditida; Rhabditidae. The record is from RefSeq and is marked reviewed.